Messenger RNA from Mytilinidion resinicola, 1584 nucleotides. RefSeq names its product SET domain-containing protein. The record is from RefSeq and is a predicted model, not a curated record. The coding region runs from base 1 to 1584 and encodes 527 amino acids. Gene Ontology annotation, cellular component: nucleus. The transcript has 3 exons. Gene Ontology annotation, molecular function: protein binding. NCBI's taxonomy places the organism in Eukaryota, Fungi, Ascomycota, Dothideomycetes, Mytilinidiales, Mytilinidiaceae.
AUGCCCAACCAAAUAUAUGCUCGUGUCGGGAAGUCCCAGACUUCUGGGAACGGGCUAUUCGCCGAUAAAGCAAUCCCGGCCGGUGAACUAAUCCUUUCAAUUUCUCGACCUUUGGUCGGCGUGGUCGAAGCAGCGCGGCUCUCUGAUACCUGCGCAAACUGCUUCAAGUGGACUGCGGAGUCCUCUAUCGGAAGUCGGCCUAAUGUCGAGCCCAACGGUGUCAAAGCAUGCACAGGUUGCAGGACCGUCGGAUAUUGUAGCAAAGAAUGCCAAAAGGCAGGGUGGAAGCGGCACCACAAAUAUGAAUGUGAAAUCAUGGCCAGCACGGUUUCCAAGGGCAAUAUGCCGACAGCUGCGAGGGCAACCAUGCAGUUUCUGAUACGACGAGCCAAGGGCCUCAUCAAUGAUGAGACUUGGGAGUCUGUCCUCCGCCUGGAAUCUCACAUUGAGGAGAUGAGAGCGGCUGGAGGGGAGAAGUGGCUGGAGGUUCAGCUCGUGGCUCAAGGGGCAUGGGCUUUUUCGAUGACGCAGGCAGAGUUCACAUUGGGCUUCACGACUGAAGUGUUUGGAAGGGUAUUGACCAACUCCAUAACCUUGGUAACCCCGACAUACGACCCAGUGGGCAUCUGCAUAGACCCACUGGCAGCAGUGGCAAAUCAAUCCUGUGACCCAAAUGCCGUUGUCGUAAUGGACGGCCCAGUGCUCUCCUUCCGCUCUCUCAGACCAAUUAAAAAGGAUGAAGAGAUCUUCAUCUCGUACGUUGACGGGACGAAUCCCUUCGCCCGGCGCCAGCAGGAACUCAAGCAGCGUUGGCACUUUACCUGCAAAUGCACGAAAUGCCAAAAGGGCCCAACAUCGCCUUCCGACCUCUUCAGCAUCUCUCCGAACAACCUUGAUGCCAAGUGGAAAGAGACUGCCGACCACCUGCUCAGAGAAACUCCAUUUGCCAACGAGCCAGCGAACUACGUCGGUGACGACCUCAAUUCCCGCCGCGCCGCUGUCAUCCAGGGCGUUGCCUUCAAUAAGUUGGAGACAGCGCGGUCGACGCUCGACCCUCGCCAGGCUAUCUCCCUUAUCGAAGAUGGAAUACGGACUUGCUUCCAGUCCAAGCUGUUCCCAGUGUAUCGACAGCCCUAUGCCGCACUGCGACACGAUCUGCUCGUCAAUAUGAUAUCAGCUGGUAAUCACGGCAUCGCAUUCGCGCAGGGCGCGAAGUCGUAUUUCCAUGUUGAUCCGGUCCUGUUCCCCGAAUCACAUCAUCCCGUUCGAGUGGUGCACAACUGGAGGCUUGCGAUGCUGCUGAUGUACCUAGGGAGCGAACCAGAUGACCCGAUGACUCAGGGCAUGGUGCAGCAGGGAGUGGACAUUGGGAUCAUUAUUUACGGACUUCUGAUCGAGGUACAGAGCAAUGUGCCAUUGAGCCACGGAAAGGAUAGCUCAUUUGCAAGAGCAGUGAAAAGAAAGGUGGAGGAGGUUGAGGUAGAUAUGACGAGAGCCGACGCAGGAGCGCUCAGGGGGGUUGAGCGGAGGAUUGCUAAAGAGUGGGAGCUCUUCCGGCAGAUGGGGGGUUGGAUGCAGUACUGA